AUGGGCUUCCGCGACUCGUUCAAAGACCUUCAGAACAAGGCCCAACAAGCCAUGAACGGCAACGCCCCUCCGAUACCCUGGGCCAGCAAGCCGUCUCACAACGCAGCACCAGCACCCGCUGCUUCACCAUACUGGCAACCCCAAUGCCAACCUCACGUCCCCGUGUCAGCGCACUUCCACCACGAACAAGGCAACUGGGGCUGGGGAAACAACGAAUCCCAAAACUACGUCGACGACCAAGCAAACUCCUUCCACACCCCUGAUGGCGCUAUAGUCGUCCACGCAGUCAUCAACCACGCGCACCCACAAGACGACAGAAAGUUUACUUCUGCAAGAUUAUCAUCACAUCAGACAUUGGACCGCUGUAGGGGUAGCUUGUCUGCACGUAUCACUGCUCCCAUGGCGCCCGGCAUCUGGCCUGCGUUUUGGUUGCUGCCCAAGGACCCAUUCACCUGGCCCACCGACGGAGAAAUAGAUAUUGCAGAAGCGUGGAAUGGAGACAAGACAAACCACACUUGUAUGCACUGGGGCCACUUCAACGGACCCGACCACGAUAAACACCGCGUUGUGGAAACACCUAUCCCCUCUAUCGAUUCUCCUCAAGGUGUGAGAUUCGACUUUGCCUGGGAGGAAGAUGAGGGCACCGGCAACGGCAGGAUGGUGUGGUAUAUUGAUGGACGUCCUGUCAUGAAGGCCAAUAAGCCCUCUGGAACGAGACCGAUGAAGGACUUUAGAAUCCUCAUCAACAUCGCUGUGGGCGGCAAUGUGUGUCAGGGUGUCAUGCCCAAGGACGGCACGUACGAGUUUGUUAUCAGGGAACUGGCUAUGUGGGAUGCUCCGCCCGGUGGCUGGGACAACUUCAACAGGGAUUGGAAGAACACGAGAGAAGGUCAUGGUAUGUGA
Molecule: messenger RNA, 903 nt
Organism: Aureobasidium uvarum
Lineage: Eukaryota; Fungi; Ascomycota; Dothideomycetes; Dothideales; Saccotheciaceae
Source: the annotation of a GenBank genome assembly